Molecule: messenger RNA, 615 nt
Organism: Dracunculus medinensis (Guinea worm)
Lineage: Eukaryota; Metazoa; Nematoda; Chromadorea; Rhabditida; Dracunculidae
Source: the annotation of a GenBank genome assembly
AUGGCUUUAGCAGCUUUUUCGCAUGGUUGCACAGUUGCUAUACCAACUGGUGCACUUCUUACUAAGAUAGUUGAAAGAUCUUGGGGGAUGUUGUUUUGCGAGUUGUCAAUUUUAUGCGGCUCGAACCAUAAUAAAGUCACAUCCAUAAAGAUUGCCCGUUUCAGUGCGGCACUAUAUUUGUGCGAAAAUCCUCCUGGAUAUGAAUCACUUGAAGUAAUAUCGAAUAAAUAUCCAUUAGUCGACAAGAGUUAUCAGCCAGUGAUGCCUUGGAAACUUCCAUAUGAAGGAUAUGGUGAUCACGCUUGUAUCGGUCGGGUGAAUGAAACAUUAAAUGGUUUGAUAGAAAGAUUUCCAGGUCAUAUAUCUUGUUUUCAUAUUCAUUCAGAAUUGCUCUCAUUUUUUGAUGAUAUAGGAAGCGAGAUGCUGUUAGUUUCGCAUGGAGCACCUGUCGGUGCAAUCCAUGAAAUAUUUUCUGGUAAAUGGAAAUAUGUUGGGCAAGCAACUGUGUCAAAAUUUGUGCAGGCUGAAAAUGGAAAAUUCAUCAAAGAAUUUAGCGGCGAUGAUUCUCAUUUGAGCGAUAAAUCAAAUUUGCGACCAUGGGCCAAUGGGACGUAA